AUGAAUAUGGUGUUUGUGACGGGGCUUGUCUUCAUAAGCCUUAUCUCAGUUACAUCUGCUAUUUCUGGAACUGCUACUUAUUACACAGUUUACAAACCAUCUGCAUGCUACGGGUACCAAGAUGAGGGAACGAUGAUAGCUGCUGCAAGCGACGCAUUAUAUGCGAAUGGAGCUGCGUGUGGUCAAAUGUAUAAGAUCAAAUGCACAGGUGGUACUAACCAAGGUGUGCCUCACCCAUGCAAGGGUGGCAGUGUUACGGUCAAGAUUGUCGAUCGUUGCCCUUCCCCAGGUUGCCAAGCCACCAUUGAUCUCUCCCAAGAAGCUUUCUCUGCAAUCGCUGUCCUCAAUGCUGGAAAAAUUCUAAUUGAUUACUCCAAGUACUUAAUGAACCACUUAAUCACCUGUAUCUCCUUCAAUGGCGUGACGCUCCUACAAGAUCGAGAUCAAUCGUGCAAGUGCAUGCCCAGCUAA
Sphenostylis stenocarpa is the source of this 471-nucleotide messenger RNA. Lineage: Eukaryota; Viridiplantae; Streptophyta; Magnoliopsida; Fabales; Fabaceae. The record is from the annotation of a GenBank genome assembly.